UUAAACGAGUAAUUAUGCAGCCCACAAUAAAUUAAUACAGUUUUACACAUUCAAACAGGUUCAGUUUACAAUGUGCUGAUCUAUGAGCACGAAUGCUUAUCAUCGGAAACAAGAAAAUAUGAGACGCGUCAUAUUGUUUGUAUUCUUUACACAGUAUUUACUUAAUGGGGCAUUGUAAUAUUUAUUAGCUGUAGAAUGCUCUCGGACCAACUCGUCCUAAAACUACUCAGAACGAAAAAUACAUUAUGUUUUUACAUAAUGACUUUCGCCCAGUCAUGGCCAAUCAAUCAAAGAACACGUCGACCAAAGCGCUGAUUGAAGUCUCGAGUACAGAUAACAAAAUCUCGCGAGAGUUUCCUCUUGUUCUUGCAGCUGCUGGGGGAGAGAAAGCAGCAAAUUCAGGGUGUUCAAGAUGAGUUAUGCUGAAAAGCCUGAGGAUAUAACUAAAGAUGAGUGGAUGGAAAAACUCAAUAAUGUACACAUUCAGAGAGCAGACAUGAAUCGACUCAUCAUGAACUACUUAGUAACAGAAGGAUUCAAGGAGGCAGCAGAGAAGUUCAGAAUGGAAUCUGGAAUCGAGCCUAGCGUAGACCUGGAUUCCUUAGAUGAGCGAAUAAAAAUCAGAGAAAUGAUCUUGAAAGGACAAAUUCAAGAGGGAAUUUCAUUGAUCAACAGUCUACAUCCAGAGCUGUUGGACACAAAUCGCUAUCUGUACUUUCAUCUGCAGCAACAGCACCUGAUUGAGCUGAUUCGCCAGCGGGAGACGGAAGCGGCGCUGGAGUUCGCUCAGACACAGCUGGCAGAGCAGGGGGAGGAGAGUCGUGAGUGUCUCACUGAGAUGGAGCGCACACUUGCUCUGCUUGCCUUCGACAACCCAGAGGACUCGCCAUUUGGGGACCUGCUCAAUAUGGUGCAACGACAGAAGGUAUGGAGUGAAGUCAACCAGGCUGUUUUAGAUUAUGAAAACAGAGAGUCUACACCUAAACUAGCAAAACUGCUGAAACUGUUACUGUGGGCUCAAAACGAAUUGGACCAGAAGAAAGUCAAAUACCCUAAAAUGACAGAUCUCAGCAAGGGCACAAUUGAGGAACCCAAGUAACCUUAAGAUUGGUGCAAUUGCACUGAGACUUUAAACAGGGAGACACAUGCUUUACUUCCUAUUUAUAAUCAGUCUGUGACUGGACCAUUUUUUUUGUGCAGAAGAGAGGACUAAAUAAUUCAAUGAUGUAAACUAGAUUUUAAAGUAACAACUCUGUUAAAGGCCAAAAGCUACUUUUCAAGACACCAAGAUUUAAAAUUGAUGUGUGUUGCAGAAUAAAGUUUGGGAAAUUUUUCCAAAGGAUAGUUCAUGAGUAAAAAGGUAUUGGAAAGAAAUGGGAUUUCUUUUUAAUUGUAAUUUACUGUAGUUCUUUGGAUUAAAUCUUGAUGCUUUUGGAUUUUAAUGGAACUGUUAUUAAGCAAGAAGGUCACUUUACAUUUUCAGUUUUUCAGGUGUGAUUAUAAGGAGGUGUACAUGCAGUGUAAGUGUAUUCUAAGCCUAAAUUAGGCCCCUUAAUGAGGCAUACUGCAUCCUGGCAAGCUCCAAAUGCCUCAUGUUGUAUGUGAAUAGCAUCUGUCUCUGGCAGGCUUAGGCAUAACUUAUGUUAAAAGCAUAAGAUAUAUAUAUAUAUAUAUAUAUAUAUAUAUAUAUAUAUAUAUAUAUAUAUAUAUAUAUAUAUAUAUAUAUA
Messenger RNA from Polyodon spathula (Mississippi paddlefish), 1727 nucleotides. RefSeq names its product glucose-induced degradation protein 8 homolog. Gene Ontology annotation, biological process: positive regulation of canonical Wnt signaling pathway; proteasome-mediated ubiquitin-dependent protein catabolic process. Bases 413 to 1099 code for a protein of 228 amino acids. The record is from RefSeq and is a predicted model, not a curated record. The transcript is spliced from 5 exons. Gene Ontology annotation, cellular component: nucleus; cytoplasm. Lineage: Eukaryota; Metazoa; Chordata; Actinopteri; Acipenseriformes; Polyodontidae. Gene Ontology annotation, molecular function: protein binding.